UACCUACAAUAAUACCAGAAGCAAAGACUUUCUUCUCAUCCACAGGAGUGAAAAGGAUGUCUUCUUCUUCUUCUUCUUCUUCUUCUUCUUCUCUUCUAGCUGCCUUAGCCAUCUGCUUGGCUUUGCUAUUCCAAGGAUCCCGAGCUCAAUUGAGACCAUCCUUCUACAAUACCACAUGCCCCGAUGUGUCGGCCAUUGUGCUUAGUGUAGUUCAAGAAGCCCAACGCUCCGAUGUUCGGAUCACUGCAAGCCUCACUAGACUCUUCUUCCAUGAUUGCUUUGUCCAAGGCUGCGAUGGGUCCAUUUUGCUGGACGACAGCGCCACGAUAGUGAGUGAGAAGGGUGCAAUUCCGAAUAACAACUCACUUCGGGGUUUUAAUGUGGUUGACAACAUCAAGGCUGCAAUAGAGAGAGCUUGCCCAGGAGUAGUCUCGUGCGCUGAUAUCCUUGCCCUUGCUGCCGAAUCUUCAGUUAGAUCAUCAGGAGGUCCCUCAUGGUCUGUGUUACUCGGAAGAAGGGAUGGCACCACUGCCAACAGAAACGCUGCCAACAACCUCCCCAGCCCCUUCGAUCCCUUAAGUACACUGCAGUCCAAAUUCUCCGCUGUCGGCCUCGGCAAUACUGAUCUCGUUGCCUUAUCAGGAGCCCACACCUUUGGUCGAGCACAAUGCAAAUCCUUCAGCAAUCGUCUCUAUAACUUCAGUGGCGGCAGACCGGACUCAACCUUGAACCCCUCUUACCGGAGCACACUGCAGCAGAACUGCCCUCAGGGAGGGCCUGGCAGCACUCUCAACAAUCUCGACCCGACGACACCGAACACCUUCGACAAGAACUACUUCAACAACCUUCAGGGCAACCGAGGGCUUCUACAGUCAGACCAAGAGCUCCUCUCAACAAGUGGAGCUCCCACCGCUUCGAUUGUUAACAGCUUUGCGAACAGCCAGGGCACCUUCUUCCAGAGCUUUGUUCAGUCGAUGAUAAAUAUGGGGAACAUUAGUCCACUUACAGCGAGCAGGGGGCAGAUAAGGAGCAACUGCAGGAGGGUCAAUGGGAGUUGAGAGUUAUUGAAGUUGGAGAAGGAGAAUGGUUUUUAACAAGGAGGGUUGUGAGCAGUGGUAGGAUAUAUGAAUAAGGUCCACAAGAAGUUGUGCGGGGAUUUGGUUAUACGAAAUAAGUGCUAAGUUGUAUCAGCUAAGAGCAAAAACAAGCAAAAAUGCUUGUUUGCUCGUCCUUAAUGAAAUAUUUU
Messenger RNA from Elaeis guineensis (African oil palm), 1246 nucleotides. Its product is annotated as peroxidase 15. The record is from RefSeq and is a predicted model, not a curated record. NCBI's taxonomy places the organism in Eukaryota, Viridiplantae, Streptophyta, Magnoliopsida, Arecales, Arecaceae. Gene Ontology annotation, molecular function: peroxidase activity; heme binding. Gene Ontology annotation, biological process: hydrogen peroxide catabolic process; response to oxidative stress.